This is a messenger RNA of Erigeron canadensis, 1514 nucleotides long. RefSeq lists its product as uncharacterized. The record is from RefSeq and is a predicted model, not a curated record. Bases 205 to 1356 code for a protein of 383 amino acids. Gene Ontology annotation, molecular function: beta-1,4-mannosylglycoprotein 4-beta-N-acetylglucosaminyltransferase activity. Gene Ontology annotation, biological process: N-acetylglucosamine metabolic process; protein N-linked glycosylation. NCBI's taxonomy places the organism in Eukaryota, Viridiplantae, Streptophyta, Magnoliopsida, Asterales, Asteraceae. Gene Ontology annotation, cellular component: membrane. The transcript is spliced from 2 exons.
UUUUUUUAUUUAUUUAUUGCAAUUCAUUCAAACCCACGAAGCCAGGCAUUUGAUCAGGAUUUGUUCUGAUUUUUUAUAAAAGAAGAAGAAGAAGAAUUAGCCCUCAGGAUUGUUGAGGGCUCAAAUCAUCAGCAUUAUUAUUAUUAUAUAUACAAUAAUAAUAAUAAUAAUCUUAAAAGAUUUUGAUUUGAGCCCUUAAAUAUCAUGCCUGAUGGUUAUUCAUCUUCUAAAAAGAAGGAUGACUUUUGGGACAACCUUUGUGUUCAGGAGGUAAGCAGAAUGGCACGAUUUCGUUGCAUGAUGCAAACCCUUGAUCUACGUUCGUUUGUUGUGUUAUUUAUAGUCAUCCCAAUUGGUGUCGUGGGUAUUUACUUCCAUGGACAAAAGGUCACUUACUUUUUGCGACCGUUAUGGCAAUCUCCACCUAAGCCUUUCAUUCCCAUUCCUCAUUACUAUCAUGAAAACGUUUCAAUGGCUUCACUCUGCAAACUCCAUGGUUGGGAGGUGCGUGAUUAUCCAAGAAAAGUAUAUGAUGCGGUUCUUUUCAACAAUGAGAUUGACAUGCUUACAAUUAGAUGGAAAGAGCUUGACCCUUACAUCACUCAAUUUGUGCUUCUUGAAACCAACUCUACUUUCACAAGCAUACCCAAACCCCAUUACUUUAAAAUUAAUCGACAAAAAUUUGAUUUUGUUGAAUCCCGUUUGACUUAUGGCACUAUUGGUGGAAGAUUCAGAAAGGGUGAAAACCCAUUUAUUGAAGAGGCUUAUGAACGAGUGGCACUUGAUCAUCUUCUUAGAAUAGCCGGUAUUGAAGAUGGUGAUUUGUUGAUAAUGUCUGAUGUUGAUGAGAUUCCCAGUGCUCAUACAAUCGAUCUUUUGAGAUGGUGUGACGGGCCACCGCCAAUCGUUCAUCUUAAUCUGAACAAUUAUUUGUACUCGUUUGAGUUCAAUGUCGAUCAUGGCAGUUGGAGAGCUUCUGUUCAUCAAUAUCAAAAGGGUAAAACAAGAUAUGCACAUUACAGGCAGACAGAUUAUAUAUUGGCGGAUUCAGGGUGGCAUUGCAGCUUUUGUUUUAGAAAGAUUAGUGAUUUUGUAUUCAAGAUGAAAGCAUAUAGCCAUACGGAUAGAGUAAGGUUCUCACAUUUUCUUGACCCGAAAAGGAUUCAGAAUGUGAUUUGCAAUGGUGAUAACUUGUAUGAUAUGCUUCCCGAGGAGUAUACUUUUAAGGAUAUGAUUGCAAAGAUGGGUUCAAUUCCUCAUUCUUAUUCAGCAGUGCAUCUUCCUUCAUAUUUAUUGAACAAUGUGGAUAUGUACAAGUAUCUUUUGCCUGGUAAUUGUAUUCGGGAAGCUGGUUGAACAAUAGUUUAACUUUUCAUGAUACAAUUAGAUUAAGUACUUUUUUACAAAACGGAUUUUAGGCUGUGUAUCUUGAUCAGGGGUGAUUUAGUUGUACAUUCUUUUCCCCCCGAUAUGGCAUUAUAUAUUAUACAUUUGCGGAUUGAGUUCUCAUUUCA